Nicotiana tabacum (common tobacco) is the source of this 1101-nucleotide messenger RNA. NCBI's taxonomy places the organism in Eukaryota, Viridiplantae, Streptophyta, Magnoliopsida, Solanales, Solanaceae. The record is from RefSeq and is a predicted model, not a curated record.
AUGCGAGCGCGUUGCGUGGAAGCGGAAAAAGGGUAGACCGAAGAAGAGGAAUAAAAUAGGAAAACCCAAACAAAAAUGAGCAGCUUGGCCUUGUCUUCUCUCAAACUUCCGCCGGUGCUUUUGCUCUCUCCGCCUCCACCCGCCAAGCUCCUUCACCUCUCUUCUUUCUCCUCGUUUCUUCUCAAUAACACAGGUAUUCCCCGAGCAACAUCUAGGGAACUUUUCAGUGUGGUAAAAGUAUCUACAAAGCCAAUAUCAACCAUGGCAACUGAUAAAGAAAUUGUAGGGAGUGUUAAGGAGCAAUUAGCAAAGCUAUUUGAGGAAUCACUUAGGGCAGCAUUCCCUGAUGUUGAAGGUGUGCAGCCUAUGAUUGCUAUUUGCAAUGAUCCAAGACACGGGGACUACCAGUGCAACAAUGCGAUGAGCUUGUGGAAUAAGAUUAAAGGCCAAGGUACCCAGUUCAGGGGUCCUCAACCUGUUGGAAAGGCUAUUAUAGAUAAUCUUCCUGCAUCAGAAAUGAUUGAGAGAUGCUCUACAGCAGGACCUGGUUUUAUUAAUGUUGUAUUAAAAAAGCAAUGGAUAGCAAAGAGCAUUGAGAGGAUGCUAAUAGACGGUAUUGAAACAUGGGCACCAAAGCUUCCUGUCGAAAGGACAGUUGUUGAUUUUUCAUCUCCAAACAUAGCAAAGGAGAUGCAUGUUGGUCAUUUGAGAUCUACUAUUAUUGGAGACACUUUGGCCCGAAUGCUGGAGUUUUCUAAUGUUGAAGUUCUUCGGAGAAACCAUGUGGGUGACUGGGGAACACAGUUUGGAAUGUUAAUUGAGUACCUCUUUGACAAAAUUCCUAACUGGGAAGCUGCUAGUGCCCAAGCCAUUGGAGAUUUGCAGGCGUUCUAUAAGGCCUCAAAACAAAGAUUUGACAAUGAUCCAGAUUUCAAGGAGAGGGCGCAAAAGGCUGUUGUUAGCCUACAGGGAGGGGAGGAGAAGUACAGGAAGGCAUGGACACAAAUUUGUGAAAUUAGCAGAGAAGAAUUUCAAAGGGUUUACGAAAGACUUGGAGUUCACUUAGAGGAAAAGGUACCUUGUUGAGCAUUCUCUACUAUC